This is a messenger RNA of Echinococcus granulosus, 2172 nucleotides long. RefSeq names its product N-acetylated-alpha-linked acidic dipeptidase. The record is from RefSeq and is a predicted model, not a curated record. The transcript has 11 exons. The coding region runs from base 1 to 2172 and encodes 723 amino acids. Lineage: Eukaryota; Metazoa; Platyhelminthes; Cestoda; Cyclophyllidea; Taeniidae.
AUGCCAUUACAGAACGCAUUCAUUCUAGCCGUAUUACUUAUCUGGAGUUCAGUGGCUGCUAAACAUCAUAGUAAAUCCAACUGGAGAGAUGUCUACGAGGAAUUUUAUGAUCAGCUUCCAAAACACUUUCCAAUUGAGCAGCUGUCGUACUUCGCUGGUUGGCGCCAACACCAGGGCGGAACUUAUGAGAAUUCCCUGCUUGCAGGUAAACAAGUUCAAGAUUGGAGGAGAUGGGGCUGGCCAAUAGUGAAAAUGGUCAAUUUUACCGUCCGUCUUCUGCGUGGACCGCCUGAGAAGGGUCCGUGGAACGAUGUUGUGAUUCUCGAUAGAUCUACCCAUGUAGAGGGUCGACGUGCUCAAAACUACGUCACAUUCAGCUGUACAGAUCGACAGCCUCACGGAAAUGAAACUUGUUUCUUGGAAGAGAAGAUCACUAUUCCCGUGUACUGUGGUUUUUCUGGAGCUGGCAAUGCAACCGGUCGACCGGUUUUUGUGAACUAUGCCCGAGACAACGAUAUGGCUGUUUUUACAAGCGCACAGGAGCUCUGUCUUCAGGACAUCAUCGUGGUGGCUCAACACGGCUACACGUCCUACGGCAGCAAGGUACGGCAGGUGGUGAAGCAUUGUGCCAGACUGCAUAGCAGUGCAUUGCCCGGAGGAAUGGUUAUCUAUAGGGACCCCACGGAUUAUGGACCAGACAUCAAGGUGUAUCCCGAGGGAAUUGGUCUUCCCACUGAUGGGGUCGCCUAUCGGAUUGCCAUUUAUUGGGCAGAGGACCAGGCCGUCGCACCAUUUCCGGUGCAGACAGUUAACUACAAUGACGCCGAAGUCAUAAUAAAUGGCAUUGGUGGUAAACCGAUUCCUAAGGAGUGGGAACCGUGCACAAUAAAAUUUAUGGGGCCCGAAGGCGAAAACUUGAUUCGACUAGAAGUACUGAACCGAAUGGACGAGACGCCAUCCACACUUGUCAACGCUAUCGGCAUAAUGCCGGGUAGAGGUCCUGAGGCGGAUAAGUAUGUGGUCUUUGGUAAUCAUCGUGACGCAUGGGUUCAGGGCGCCAGCGAUCCUCAUUCUGGUACUGUUGUUCUACAAGGCAUCGCCUAUCUCCUUGGGAUGGCCUAUCAAAAAGGAUGGCAUCCAAAACGUAGCAUUGUGAUCGCGAGCUGGGAUGCCGAAGAGGUGGGUUUGAUUGGCUCGACGGAGUUUACCGAGCUCUACCGAGACGAACUUCUGGCCAAAGCGGUGCCUGUAAAAGGCAACGCCACCUUUACCAUACGAACCGAUCAGUUACUUGAAAAAGCCCUCCUCGAUAGUGCGGAAAGCGUGCAUGGACCGUGUGAUGCCUCGAUGAGUUUCCUUGAGGAGUGGGGCCAACGAAAGAACAGAAGUAAGGGUGAGCAACCAGGAACCGUUCCAGUAGGCGGUUCCACAGAUCACGUCCUCUUCCAAUAUCAGUUUGGAAUCCCAUCUACUUAUCCACAAUUUGCACCUGAACCGCCUCUGUAUGAAGCUCCCUCCUACCACACCGCCUACGAUUCGGUAGCUAUGGCAGUGAGGUUCACUGACCCACCAUGCAGCUCCGACGGCACCUUACUUCCACUUCACCACUUCCUCAUUCGCUAUCAUUUCCACCUCUUGCUCAAAUUCUCCAGCAGUCGGCGUUUGCCCAUUUAUCCAGUUCCAAAGGCUACUGCGCUGGCACAGUCCUGGAGCAGCAUUGUUUACGAUGACUACGAAACAUCCAACAUUACGGCACUCUAUGGCAUUAAUCUCGUGAGGGCAUUGGAGACUUUAAACGCCUCAAAGGUCUUCGAAAAGUACUUUGACAGACUUGAGUACGGGAAACAGAGGUGCUACCCCCUCUACAAUGACAUGCUUGGGCGCCUCUCAAAACAUUUUAUCACCUAUGAGAGUGCCACCAUGCCAAGACACGUUCUUGUUGACAGUUCAUACGCCUCGACCCACUGCGACAGUUACUUCCCCAAGAUCCGCACUGUUCUUCAAAAACUGAGCCAAUGUGCCUAUGAGGAGUCUGCACCUCUGGUGAAGGAGCUUAAAACUGAACUCUCCAUCCUCGUAACUGCCUUUACCUCUGCAGCAAAUUUGCUUCGUGGAGGACUUCUUGGUUCACUGAGCUCAGUGAAUGCAUUUUCCUGCGCUCGCUCUAAUUAG